ACCCCGGGCGGUUUUACUUCUCAGAUAGGCUUCUCACAACAGGUGGCUGGUUUGCACCGGGGCCUCUUGGAUUUCCCUUUCAAAAAUGGAGAAGAGAGAUCACAGCCACUGAAGGGGGGACCAUGAGAGGUGCAAAGGCAGGCACGCAUGAUGGUGGGGCACAGCGGUGGGGAACUCAGUGCCGACUUCCCUGCUGGGCUGCUAGAUUUCCUGGAUGCGGCUCCUUAUGAAACAGCUCCUCCAUGGCAAGGGACAGCUGGUAAGAGUGACUGAAUCCAUCUGAUGGCUGAGAUCAAGAACGCGCAAACAACUUGUUAGCCAUCUGACUAUAUAACCAGAGUUCUAAUUACACCAGCGCAGUAGAUGGGAUGCACGGUUAUGAAAUUCAGCUGAGGGGAACAAAACACACACACCCCAACAUGUGGGUCAGCAGAUUCUAAGGUCCUAACCCUCAGUUAACCUUUCUGAACUGGUUCUUCCCAUCAAAGGGAUUGGCCAAGGAGUGUGAGGUGAAGAUCCUAAUGUGUGAAAAAUGAAGUCCCAGGAAACGAUGCUUUGCUGUUUAAUGUUAUUCCUGGCCACGGAAUGUUCUCACUAUAGAUCCAAGGUGCGCAUCAAAGAUGGAGAUAAACAUCAACAUCCUGAAGGGAAACUCAAGACUGGAACGAUACAAGAGAAAUGCCGUGGACCUUGCCUCACUGCUUCCAACUGCAGCCAGCCUUGUGCUCAGCACUUUCGCGGAGAAAUAGGAUUUACAUGUCAUCAAAACAAGUGGCAAAAGUCAACUGAAACGUGUACAAGCUUAUCUGUGGAAACAUUCUUUAAGGACUUCAAUAGUGCAUUACGCCUUUCCGUAGCCGCAGCAUCUGUCCCUCUGUAUGUUCUUGACUUCCGAGCUCCAGAGCCCCUGGAGAGUGUAGCCCAAGGAAUCCGCAGGAACUGUCCAGUUGAUUACGCCUGCAUAAUUGAUGUUGUGAAAUCGUCAGAAGCCACGUCUGGAAACAUUGCAUUUAUAGUGGAGUUAUUAAGAAAUAUUUCUACGGAUUUGUCCGACAAUGUUACCCCAGAGAAGAUGAAGAGUUAUAGUGAAGUGGCCAACCACAUCCUCGAUACAGCAGCCAUUUCAAAUUGGGCUUUCAUUCCAGACAAAAAUACCAGCUCGGAUUUUUUGCAGUCAAUGAAUCUGUUUGCAAGGCAACUCCACAUCCACGAGGAUUCUGAGAACAUUGCAGAUGAACUCUUCAUUCAGACAAAGGGGUUUCACAUCAACAAUGAUACCUCAGAGAAAAAGUUCAACUUCUCCACGAGCAUGAACAAUGUGACAGAGGGUAUCAUAGGAAUGAUAGAAAUUCCCAGGCAAGAGCUGUGGAAGUUGCCACCAAAUGCAUCCCAAGCCAUUAGCAUAGCUUUUCCCACCUUGGGGGCCAUACUGAGAGAAGUCCACCUGCCGAAUGUGAGUCUUCCUAGACCUGUAAAUGGUCUCGUCCUUUCAGUGAUUUUACCAGAAAGAUUGAAGCAAGUCUUACUCACCUUCGAGAAGAUCAAUAAAUCCCAGAAUGCCCGGGCCCAGUGUGUUGGCUGGCACUCCAGGAAAAGGAGGUGGGACGAAAAUGUGUGUGAAACCACGCUGGAGAUCAUGAACAAAGUAAAAUGCCAGUGUAACUACACUGGCAUGGUGAUGUCCUUUUCCAUUCUGAUGUCCCCCAAAUCUGUUGACAGCAAAGUCCUGGACUACAUCACCUGCAUUGGGCUCAGCAUCUCCAUCUUUAGCUUGAUUCUUUGCCUGAUCAUUGAAGCCGCUGUGUGGUCCCGGGUGGUUGUGACAGAGAUAUCCUACAUGCGUCACGUGUGCAUCGUCAACAUAGCCGUGUCGCUCCUGAUUGCUAACGUGUGGUUCAUCAUAAACUCUAACUUUCACAAAAAGGCCCAGGACUCCAACUGGUGUGUUGCACUGACAUUUUUCAGCCACCUUUUCUACCUCUCUCUGUUUUUCUGGAUGUUCUUCAAAGCACUGCUUAUCGUCUAUGGGAUAUUGGUUGUUUUCCGUAGGAUGAUGAAGUCCCGCAUGAUGGCCAUCGGCUUUGCCAUUGGCUACGGGUGCCCGUUGGUCAUUGCUGGCACCACAGUUGCUAUCACAGUCCCGGAGAAAGGCUACAUGAGACCCGACGCCUGCUGGCUUAACUGGGACAACACCAAAGCCCUUUUGGCAUUUGCCAUCCCAGCCUUGGUCAUUGUGGCCGUGAACCUUGUGGUGGUUUUGGUUGUUGCUGUCAACACUCAGAGGCCCUCUAUUGGCAGUUCCAAGGCUCAGGAUCUGGCCAUAAUUAUGAGGAUCAGCAAAAAUGUUGCCAUCCUUACCCCAUUGCUGGGACUGACCUGGGGUUUUGGAAUAGCCACACUUAUAGAAGGCACUUCCUUGAUAUUCCAUAUAAUCUUUGCCCUGCUCAAUGCUUUCCAGGGAUUCUUCAUCUUGCUGUUUGGAACCAUCAUGGACCACAAGAUAAGAGAUGCUUUGCGGAUGAGGAUGUCUUCACUGAAGGGGAGAUCAAGGGCGGUAGAGAAUGCAUCAUUAAGCCCAACCAAUGGAUCUAAAUUAAUGAAUCGGUGAAAAUGACAGUGUUAUUCCAGGGUCACCAGGAAGUCUCUUCGGUUCCUGUAAAAUCUCUUCCACAUAUUUGUUUAUGCCUGAAUUCACCUCAAAGGAUGCAGAACUCUUCAUUCCGCAGUGGGAAAUGAGACUGACUGAACAAAUACCCGGAGGAAAGCAACAGCGUUUUCUGUGUUAAGUUGUCCAUUCAGAGUAGCAGCCAUUCCAGAGACCAAGCUUAGAUAGCUGGAGAGGAAGAAAGGGCACCGAGCCCCAAGUUUAGGGCUAAGGGAGCAGCAAGGAGAAGACAGAGGGUGCAGAAAAAAUGAAGCUUGGUGGGGGUGGGGGGUAGGGGGGAGGAACAGCCUCCCUACUGUGUGACUUUGAGGAGAUUGUCUGGGCCUCGGUGCAUAUCCUCCUCUGUAAAAUGAGGCUAAUAAUAACACAUACCUCCCAGGAUGGUUUCAGGACUCAAUGAGCUAACAUAUUAAGGACUCAGAAUAACUCCUGAUUCGAAUGAGCAGUAAUUGCCUGUUGUUCUUCCUGUUAACACGAGUUUUGACCAUUUUGCCUAGGCCGCUCCAUUCCUCAUGGACGUUCCCUGUCUUGGACUGAGAGUUGAGGUCUGGGAGAGGGAGACUGGAAUGCAGGGACAACCCGUGCUUCCCCGGAAGACUUUCUCUUCUUGCCAGGCGUGACAGUUAAGCUGUCAGGGUGAAAAUGUUUGCUGAGGAAAAAGAAUACCGUUUGGUGACGGGGCUUCAAGGAGGUAGGACCACUGACUCUGCCCAUGACUUGCAAGGGCCCGGCUUCUUGAUCAGCCUUGGCAAGAUUAAGUCAAAGAGCCAUUUUCUGACCUGCUGGACACGCCUGGGGCUCUACUGGACAUUGUGUGCUUUCACUCCCAAGGCCUGCUCUGUGGCUCCAUAGGCCCUGUCAUUGUCACUCUGGAGGGAUCCUGGG
Prionailurus viverrinus (fishing cat) is the source of this 3550-nucleotide messenger RNA. RefSeq names its product adhesion G protein-coupled receptor F4 (gene ADGRF4). Gene Ontology annotation, biological process: cell surface receptor signaling pathway; G protein-coupled receptor signaling pathway. The record is from RefSeq and is a predicted model, not a curated record. The transcript is spliced from 11 exons. Gene Ontology annotation, cellular component: membrane. The coding region runs from base 533 to 2608 and encodes 691 amino acids. Gene Ontology annotation, molecular function: G protein-coupled receptor activity. Lineage: Eukaryota; Metazoa; Chordata; Mammalia; Carnivora; Felidae.